ACCCCUCGCCAGCCAAUGGGCGCGCGCCGCCUGACAGCCCGUCACGCCGGUCGCCCCUGACGACGGGGUCCUUGGGCUGGUUGGAGGGGGAGAGGUGUCCAGCGCGGCUGCCUGUCGGCGCGGCCAGCCAGCAUGUACGCCAAGGGGAAGGGCGCUGUUGUUCCUUCGGACGCCCAGGCGCGGGAGAAGUUGGCACUCUAUGUGUACGAGUAUCUGCUGCACGUGGGUGCACAGAAGGCGGCACAGACCUUCCUGUCCGAGAUCCGAUGGGAAAAGAACAUAACUCUGGGUGAACCGCCGGGGUUCCUACACUCUUGGUGGUGCGUUUUCUGGGACCUUUACUGCGCCGCGCCCGAACGCAGGGAGACAUGCGAGCACUCGAGCGAGGCGAAGGCCUUCCACGACUACACGGCAGCAGCUGCCGCCAGCCCCGUGCUGGGAAAUCUCCCGCCGGGAGACGGAAUUCCCCCAGGAUUUUACCAGGGCCCUCCUGGCUCCCAGCAUUCCCCUCACCCACAGCCCCCACCAGGGCCUGGAAUGAUGGGUCCGCAUGCACAGGCGUUCAUGUCUCCGCGCUUCCCUGGGGGCCCACGGGGACCUCACCGCAUGCCCGGACAGGGCAUGGGUGGAAUGCCAGGGCCACAGCCGCUCAUGCCCAGCACCAUGGACCCGACUCGCCAGCCCGGGCAUGCUGGGAUGGGCCCUAUCCAGAGGAUGACCCCUCCGCGGGGGAUGGCGCCCAUGGGACCUCAGGCAGAACCGUGGUUCCCCAUGCAAAGCUACGGGGGAGGGGUGCGGCCCCCACACACUCCGCUAGGGGGACCCGCGAUGCCUGGAGUCAGCAUGGGGCCCGGCGGCGGACGUCCUUGGCCUAACGCCUCCAACCCAAACUCGGCUCCCUUUUCAGCUUCUUCUCCCGGAAGCUACGGGGGUGCCCCUGGUAGUGGCGGUCCUCCCGGAACCCCGAUCAUGCCCAGCCCAGGAGGUUCCCCCGGUGGCCCCCACCCUGCCCAGGUGCUCGCCGGACACCGCCUCUCACAAGACUCGACCGGCUCCAAUGAGAACAUGUACACCAUGAUGACCCCAGUGCCUCCCGGAGCGAACCGGCCAAACUUCCCAAUGGGACCUGGAGAUGGCGGAAUGGGCAUGGAAUCCCAUAUGAAUGGAUCUUUAGGGUCGGCAGAUAUGGAUGGAAUUGCCAAGGUGCGUGCGCGUGCGCGUUUGCAGAAUUCCCCCAACAACAUGAGCGGGGGAAUGAGCAACGCCCCGGGGACCCCCCACGAGGAUGACGAAAUCCCAGGAGGCUUCCUCAACCCCUUCCCAGGCGACAGCUUCUCUCCGGGCAUGCCGAUGGGGGUGUGAGUGCACCCCCUGUGCAACAGCAGCCAGCCGGGGUCUCCCCAGAGCCUCCAGGACCCCCCUGUAACCAGCAUGCGCGCUGUCGGGGGGUGGGGGGGGUUGGGGUGGGGGUAAGGGGGAUCGUAUCAUAGUCCAGUAACAACACCCGACACGCACGCACACACCGGCGUGCACGCACACACCGCACUGUGACGUCCCGCACAGCCACGCUUGUUCCCUCGCCGGACACGCGCACACCUCCCGACACACACACACACACACCGGCUUCACUUACGCAGUACUACACACGCGCAACGUACACACCUCCCCGAAAGCUGGCUUAAGUGUACACAGACGUGCGCGGCCAGGCGAAAUUGUUGUACAUACCAAGAACUCUUUGUUUAAAUGUGGUUUCAAUAACGAUGAUGGUCCUCGAUUUAAAUGCCACUCUCCGGAGAGCUGCGUGUCGGGUGGGGGCUGCGGUUCCACCCACACGUCGUCCUGGACGCCCGGCUGAUCACCAAGAAAAAAGGAGGCCCGGUUCGUCUCAUGGUUGUUUGCGGCGACGUGGUGGGGGGGCGGGAGUGGGGGGAGGGGUUGGUGGUGGGGGACACGGGCUGGGGGGGGGGAUGUGUUGUGUUGCUCACGGGAGAAGCGUUGUUCCGUCUGUAGUUGGGAGUCGGUGUAUUUCCACGGAGUGCAUGUCCUGUGGUGGUGGGGGGAUGUUUUAAUUGAAUCGCUCGCCGUACGCCGCCCUCCCCUUGUAGGGACGGCGUCUGCCCUCUAUACUCGACAAUAAUAAUAAUAAUCCACGGCGGUUUUGAUAGCCCACCGGUAUUUGCUCCGCGAACGCAAAUCAAGGAGGGAAGUGGACGGCUCCAUCGACGGCAUUGGCAGAUUUCUCCUGUUUGGUCGCGAACUUAAAACCUGAACGGACAUCAAAUUUGGCAACUCACACGGUGCCUCCCCCACCCCCUCCCCCACCGACACGUUACCUUGCCCCCCCCCCCCGCACACACUUUUCUAAAAAAAAGAAUUGAUGAAAAAUCUGUAUCCGUGGCGAUGCCAUUGCUCUCAUCUCCACAGUAACCACUCUGCGUUACCGAUGGCACGUUGCCUCCGUGGCAACCAGAAGCCAUACCGCAAGGGUGCAAUGAUGUCCACGAAAUAAGUGUUAACGUUAAAUAAUUACCUAACCAAUUGAGAUGACAAACGUAAUAUUCCUCCCAUGAAUUGCCCUGUUUAGUGAGAUAUUUUUAAGCGUACUGCAUGUCGAAUUAGUUUUGUUCUGUACCGUAGUUUGUCAUUUAAGCCUCCCUUCCUGUAGUUGCGUAUUUGUUGGCGGUCCCCUCUCUUUGGCUUAGCUGCGUUGUUUAUACAGGGUACCCAGCCGCCAACCGGGAUGAUGGGCCCCCCUAGAAGAGCCCCCCCUUUGGCGUUCAGAGGUGUCUCCCCCCCCUCUCACAGCCCACCAUGAGGGAGGGGGGCAGGGUGGGGCAGGCAAACCUCGUGCGCCAGUCCUGGGGCGGCACAGGGUUCAAUUACAAGUAUUUUUUUUUAAUCAUCAUUAUUCAAUUUGAUGUGUUAGUGAUGGUGCAAGUACAUUUUAAUAUAAAAAAAUAAAAAAUCGCAAAACCCGAAGGUAACGUAGAUGGACGGUGUAUAAUGUCGCCAGCCGCCGGUGCAAGUGCGCGAAGCCUCCGUGGCGAUGGGGAGUGGGGUGGGGUUAGUGGUGGAGGAGGUGGCCCCGGGGAGUCGGGAGGGACGUGGUCCCCAUGGUCCCGUUGCAGCAUCGGUCCACACAGGCCCAGAAUCCCGUGGACCCGGUUCUACGUGGAGCUGUUGCCAUGGCAAUGGGCUUCUAUAACUCCUUUUUCCACCGUACAACCGAGCCGCACCGGGGCCUGCCCCACUACCCCGAUUAUAUUUUUUCCCACUGCAGAAGCCGAGCCCUGCCGCUGACACCGCGCAGCGAGUCGAGUCGCACGUAGCCAGUGCUUAUGACGAAAAUUAUUAACUCUGGCCCUGCUUGCGUCCCCCCCCCCCCCCCGGGACCGCCGCGGUGGCGAGAUGUUAACUACCUCGCCUGGUAUACAGGAGGUCAUGGGUUCCAUCCCAACCCUUGAUGCCUGCUGUAUAUUUGGAGUUUGCUUGCGCUCCCCGUGGUCGCGUGGAUUUUUCUCCGGGUCCUCCCUCUGCGUUUAGAGCCAGCAUCACGCGUUUAUGGUAUUUGGCUGCUGUACAUUUCCACGUGAUAAGCCACUUCAUUGGGUUAUCAUCUGUGGCCAGGUCGCUUCUGAAAAACUUUUAUAGCUCAGUGGGACUUACCUGGUAAAAUAGAAUGGUUUGGUUCCUGCUCAGCUGGACUAAUCGCCAGUGGAAAACCACGCGUGCAGUGAGGAACCCCGCAAGGGCAUGGCUCGAUUAUGCCAGUAAACAAGGGAUAUUGGUGAACUUUCAUUGUAUCUGUUUCCAUGGCAACAUGCUCAACGUCCAUUGAUUCCAUUGGAUCAACACGUUCCAUAUAAACGAGCUCCACUUGAACUGGUUCAAUGGACAUGUUUCCACGAGAACGGUCUCCAUGCCAACUGCUUCCAAUGGACUUGUUUCCAUGUGAACGUGUUUCCAUGGGAACAGACUCUGUAAACUGGUUCCACUGGGCCUGUGUCUGUGGGAACCAAGUCAAACAGUGUUCAUGGGAACGGUCUCGAUGGGUGAACCUUUUUUGUUGUUGUAACGUCAGAACAAGACUCCGCGUGAACCGGUUCUAUUCGGCCCGCCCGCACGAGAACAGCGACGCGCGUGAACGGCUUCCGUGGCAACAUCGAUACGCGUCAACUGGUUCCCGUUGGACCUUGUUUCCAUGGCGAUGGCUCUCGGGGAUAAGGGGGGAAGGGGGGGGGGACCCAAUUUUGUCGGGAGAAAAAAAACCCGGCUCCACGUGGAGAUGCGGCGAGGGUGUUGCUGCGUCGUUCAUCCCGUGUACACGUUCUCUGUUACCGACAGUGUCAUGUAUAUUUCAGUGUACACAACCCUUAGGCAUGUUUGCGCCUGUGCGUUCUUCAGUUUUAUUUCCAUGCUGUGUAAUAUGCUGUUAUUUCUUGCUUUCUCGCGGAGCCAUGAACUACCAACAAUUAAAUAAACAUCUUAUGUUGUCGGUA
Petromyzon marinus (sea lamprey) is the source of this 4499-nucleotide messenger RNA. The record is from RefSeq and is a predicted model, not a curated record. Lineage: Eukaryota; Metazoa; Chordata; Hyperoartia; Petromyzontiformes; Petromyzontidae.